CUCAUUGUGUAACCUGUUGUACUCUAUUCGCCUGUUUUUAUUCCAUUUCCACACUCUCCAUUUGGAUAUAAAUACACAUUUCCCCUUCUGGGUUUUCUUCAUUGUAUCACCUCUUCUCUCACUUUGCCAUUAGGUAUAGACUGAGAGGGAAAAAAAAUGAGCCAUUCACAUAAUACCAUGGGCUCAGGUAGUAGAACUGCUAGAAGGACAUUUGAUUUUGGAAGGACACAUGUUGUUCGACCUAAAGGGAAACACCAGGCAACUAUAGUAUGGCUUCAUGGCCUUGGUGACAAUGGCUCGAGCUGGUCCCAGCUCUUGGAAAGUCUUCCUCUUCCAAAUAUAAAAUGGAUUUGCCCAACUGCUCCUACUCGUCCUGUGGCUUUACUUGGGGGAUUUCCUUACACAGCAUGGUUUGAUGUUAGUGAGCUGUCAGAAAAUGGUCCAGAUGAUUGGGAGGGUUUAGAUGCCUCAGCCGCUCAUAUUGCAAACUUGUUGUCAACAGAGCCAUGUGAUGUUAAGGUCGGAAUUGGAGGCUUCAGUAUGGGUGCUGCAAUGGCACUGUACUCUGCAACUGCUUGUGCUCUGGGAAGGUAUGGAAAUGGCAAUCCAUACAACAUCAACCUAAGGGCAAUUGUUGGACUAAGUGGAUGGCUUCCUGGUUCAAGGUGCUUAAGGAACAAAAUAGAAGUAUCACAUGAAGCUGCACGGCGCGCAGCUUCAUUGCCAAUUAUGCUUGGCCAUGGAACUUGUGAUGAUGUUGUCCCUUACAAACAUGGAGAAAUAUCUGCCCAUUCCUUGAAUGUAGCCGGAUUUCGAAACCUCACUUUUAAAGAUUAUGAAGGGAUUGGUCAUUACACAAUCCCUAAAGAGAUGAAUGAGGUCUGCAAUUGGCUUACAGCAAGACUGGGGCUUGAGGGAUAACGCUAAAUAUAGCAGAGUCGGGGAGCAAUAACGGUGAAAAGAGAGAAGACUGAAUAUGUUACAAGUAGGUAGUAAAAAAAAUGGAUUGUUAGGGUAUAUGGUAUACUUGAAUUAGCCCUCUUAAAUCCCUUUUAGUCUGUUUUACCUCGCCUUAAAAAUAAAAGAGUUUCGGAUGUAGGAGGUAGAUUGUAAUAGCCUAGUGAGUCUGUUGUACUUUUGAGACCAUUUUGGUAUUAGUUAAUGUGAUAUAUACUGAUAUUCGAAA
Molecule: messenger RNA, 1186 nt
Organism: Gossypium raimondii (Peruvian cotton)
Lineage: Eukaryota; Viridiplantae; Streptophyta; Magnoliopsida; Malvales; Malvaceae
Exons: 9
Coding region: 157-921 (254 amino acids)
Molecular function (GO): hydrolase activity
Source: RefSeq, a predicted model, not a curated record